AUGGAAAAUCAUCACAGUAUUCACUACCCGAACUCAUCAAAAUCUUUGGAUUAUGAUAACUUUGAACAAACUGACAAGGAAUAUUUCCAUGAUUUUGAUGAGUCGGGCUUUGAUAUUAAUAAUUAUUCAAACAACAUUGAUCAUGCGAAAGAGUUGAAUAGUAAUCCAGAAAAUGAUGAAAUCAAUCUAACAUCUGAUAUUUUACAAGAGAUCACCUAUUAUCAAUUAUUUGAGCACAGAAAGUUUGUUAUUUACGUUGCUCAAUGUUGCGGAAUUUCUCAGGAUCCCACAACAAGAAACUAUUUAAUGAUAAUGAAUUAUUUUAAAGGUGGUAGCUUAAGACAAUAUUUAAAUAACAAUUAUGAUAAAUUAUCGUUGAAAGAUAAGCUUGGAUUGUUAUAUACAAUGACAAAUGGGCUAACUUAUAUUCAUAUUCAUGGACUAAUUCAUAAAGAUUUUCAUCCAGGUAAUUUAUUAAUUAAAUAUAGUAGAAAUCUGGGAGAUAUAUGCAAUGGACUUCGACCUAAUUUAGAUAUUGUUAAUAUACCUCAACUAUUAAAAUCAUUACUUAUCAAGUGUUGGGAUGGUAACCCCUUACUCCGCCCAAAAGCUGAUGAGUUGCAAGAUUAUUUUAAAAUGUGGUAUAAUGAUUCGGAUCCAGUAUUUCAGCAGCAAUAUCAACAAAUAAAAGCUACAGAAGAAUCAUCAACAUAUAAUAACUUAACUUACCAAACACAUCCGCAAGCCAUUUAUACCAGUCGACUGCUUGAUAUAGAUUCGAAAGAAGCUUAUUUAUACAUUCCCGAAAAACUUAGUGAACAUGACAUUAAUAGUAGCGAAUAG
Dentiscutata heterogama is the source of this 843-nucleotide messenger RNA. NCBI's taxonomy places the organism in Eukaryota, Fungi, Glomeromycota, Glomeromycetes, Diversisporales, Gigasporaceae. The record is from the annotation of a GenBank genome assembly.